AGUAAGACGCCUAUUUCUAAGUUUCAAUUUUCACAGACCUAAAAAUUCUCUGGUUUUGGCACUUGUGGUGGUGGUUCAGACAUGGAAUCGAAGACGAAGAAGUGUUCCGAUUCAGCAGAGAAACGCGAUGAUUUGAAUUCAAAAUCAACGGAGGAGGAGGAGAAGAAGAAGCAGCAAAAGGGGAUGAAGAUUGAAGGGUACCAAAUAGAGGGUUUGUCGAUUGCUGGGCAUGAAACGUGCGUAAUCCUCCCAACGCUCAAUUUAGCAUUCGACAUCGGCAAAUGCCCCCAACGCGCCAUUUCCCAGCAGUUCCUCUUCAUCUCUCACGGUCACAUGGAUCACAUUGGAGGAUUGCCCAUGUAUGUUGCAACUCGUGGCUUGUAUAGAAUGACGCCCCCUACUAUUUUUGUACCAACAGCUAUAAAAGAAAGUGUAGAAAAACUCUUUGAGGUGCACAGGGCAAUGGACCAAUCAGAGCUGAAGCAUCAGCUAAUUGGCUUGAAUGUGGGAGAAGAAUUUUAUUUAAGAAAGGACCUUAAAGUAAGAGCAUUUAGGACCUAUCAUGUCAUACCAAGCCAGGGUUAUAUAAUUUACUCCAUCAGACAUAAACUUAAGCAGGAGUAUAUUGGUCUUCCAGGGAAUGAGAUUAAGAGCUUGAAGUCAUCAGGUGUGGAGAUUACAUACCCUAUUACCUCGCCUGAAAUUGCUUUUACGGGAGACACCAUGUCCGACUUCAUCACUGAUGAUUCUAAUACUGAUGUUUUGAAAGCAAAGAUUCUUAUUAUGGAGGUACAACACGUGAAAUGUUACUAAUUCUUUGUUAUUUGCCUCUCUACCUCUGGUAUUCUCUUUUUUAAUACAGAAACAAUUUACUUACAUCUUAGUAACAUGGACACAAUAGAGUAGAAUAAAACAAAGUAGGAACUUCAGCCAAGCACAUAGUUACCUUAUAAAUGUGUACAUCUUUGUGAUUUUUGUUCUGGAACACAAGUUCGAGGGCACCUUACAGUUUAAAAUUUGAAAACUAAAUUUACUUUUUUCUUUAUAACAGGUAAGUAACAAUGAAUUAAAAUCUAACAAAAUUGUUCUUUCUAAAGGAAAAGAUUUAAGUAGAAUGCCCUAACAAUGUGUUCUAUGUAACAGAGGAUGGUGUGAACCACUUAUUGUGUUUGGUUGACUAAUAAAGGAAAAGAAAGAAAAGUAUGGUAAUCAUGUUUGGGGAAGUAAAGGAAAGGAAAAUAUUUUAAUGAAUUUACCACCAUACCCUUUUCCAUUGAUUUUAACUAUUAUAAAAAUAAGGGCAAAAUUGGAAGGAUAACAAAAACAACUCAUCAAGCUUUAAUAUAUCCCUCCAAACCCUCCAAAUCCUUCCAUUCCCUUUCUUUUCCUUCCAAAGUUUUAAUACCAAACACAAAUAACCAUGUCCCUCCAAUUUCUUUCUUUUCUUUUCCUUCCAUUUCUUUCCAACCAAACUGGCCUAAGUUUAUGUUUUACCAUAACUAAUUUUAAUAUCACAAAUUAAAAAAUAAAAAAUAAAAACGGAGAACUUGUAUGUUUUGAGAAAAGUACAUAUCAUUCAUCAUCACUUGUUAAAAGAAAAUCACUCUCAUUUGUAAGUACCUUAACGCUUUCAACUAUGCGAUUUAAUAAAUGUAUCCCUACCUUACUACAUGUUUGAAUAUGUGGCUUAACACUUGCUUGUACUCAGUCCAUAAACCAAAACAAUGUGUUCUAUGUAACAGAGGUUAGCAAUUGACAACAUGCAAAGUGUUCUUGGAUUUAGGACCUUUCUGUUUGCUAAAUUUAUGAUUUGUGGUAAUUUUGAUCUAAUAUUUUGGCAUUUAAUUUUUUUUUUUUUUCACUUGUGUUCUUCAAAUAUCAUGCCCCAUGGCAGUGGUGAUUGUGGAAG
Messenger RNA from Cornus florida, 1909 nucleotides. Its product is annotated as nuclear ribonuclease Z-like. The transcript has 5 exons. The coding region runs from base 82 to 813 and encodes 243 amino acids. The record is from RefSeq and is a predicted model, not a curated record. Lineage: Eukaryota; Viridiplantae; Streptophyta; Magnoliopsida; Cornales; Cornaceae.